AUGUCGUUCAGAAAAGAAAUGGAGAAAUACAGAGACGUAGAUGAGGAUGAAUUACUGAAGAAGCUUUCCGAAGAGGAGUUGCGACGGUUAGAGGAUGAAUUGGAAGAACUAGAUCCUGAUAAUGCUCUUUUGCCAGCUGGUAUGAGGCAGAAGGACCAGACUAAGAAAGCUCCAACCGGAACGUUUCAAAGGGACAACCUGCUAGCCCACCUGGAGAAACAGGCCAAAGAACACCCAGACAGAGAAGACUUGGUUCCAUACACUGGAGAAAAAAGAGGAAAGCCGUGGGUGCCCAAAACGAAGGUCGUUGACCCCAUUUUGGAGGAUGUGACACUUGAACCUGAGCUUGAAGAAGCUUUGGCUAAUGCUACUGAUGCUGAACUGUGUGACAUUGCAGCCAUUCUGGGAAUGCACACCCUGAUGAGUAAUCAGCAGUACUACGAGGCCCUGGCCAGCAGCACAAUCGUCAACAAACAGGGACUGAACAGUGUGAUCCAGUGCACCCAGUAUAAACCGGUGCCGGACGAGGAGCCGAACGCCACAGACGUGGAGGAGACGCUGCAGAGGAUUAAGAGAAACGACCCCGAACUGCUGGAGGUUAAUCUCAAUAACAUCAAGAACAUUCCGGUGCCCACUCUGAAAGCGUAUGCAGAGGCUCUAAAAGUGAACUCUGUAGUAGAACGCUUCAGCAUCGUUGGAACCCGGAGUAACGAUCCCGUCGCCUUUGCUUUGGCAGAGAUGCUGAAAGGAAACACCACUUUGAAGAGCUUGAACGUUGAGUCAAACUUCAUCACAGGUGCUGGAAUAUUGGCUCUGGUGGAAGCUCUACAGUCAAACACCACCCUUCUGGAGCUCAAGAUAGACAAUCAGAGUCAGCCUCUGGGGAAUAAGGUGGAGAUGGAGAUAGCCAGCAUGCUGGAGAAGAACAGCACACUACUGAAAUUUGGCUAUCACUUCACCCAGCAGGGGCCAAGACUGCGGGGCUCCAAUGCCAUGAUGAACAACAAUGACUUGGUAAGAAAGAGAAGGCUUGAGGGAGGACCCAUCUUCCCCAAAUGUCGGACAAACGUGUAG
This is a messenger RNA of Chanos chanos (milkfish), 1074 nucleotides long. RefSeq names its product tropomodulin 1 (gene tmod1). Gene Ontology annotation, biological process: muscle contraction; actin filament organization; myofibril assembly. The coding region runs from base 1 to 1074 and encodes 357 amino acids. NCBI's taxonomy places the organism in Eukaryota, Metazoa, Chordata, Actinopteri, Gonorynchiformes, Chanidae. The record is from RefSeq and is a predicted model, not a curated record. Gene Ontology annotation, molecular function: tropomyosin binding. The transcript has 9 exons. Gene Ontology annotation, cellular component: cytoskeleton; striated muscle thin filament; myofibril.